Messenger RNA from Rosa chinensis, 2836 nucleotides. Its product is annotated as disease resistance protein RUN1-like. The record is from RefSeq and is a predicted model, not a curated record. The coding region runs from base 1131 to 2627 and encodes 498 amino acids. Gene Ontology annotation, biological process: defense response; signal transduction. Gene Ontology annotation, molecular function: ADP binding. The transcript has 5 exons. Lineage: Eukaryota; Viridiplantae; Streptophyta; Magnoliopsida; Rosales; Rosaceae.
GCUAGACGGUGCAGGACCUAGUGACCAGAAACAUGGUUAAUGCUUUUUUCUCAUCUUUUUUCUUUUUGGAAACACUACCAGCUCCGCGUGUUUCCCGCGUUCCUUCGAUCCCUCGUAGUACCUCUCCUGCCAAUCCUGCAACGGAUCAAAUCCCCCAACAAACACAAUGGUCGCCGGAAAAUCCACCCCCGAAAUAUCCACCGCGUUCGGCCCGAACACAUUCACCACUGGGUGGUCCCGAUUCCGACCCUUCCGGCAAAAACGUUUUCCACAUCAGUCCGUGAGCUCUAUGUUCACCAGCGGCACACUCUUCAGUCUGGUCUUCCGAUUCCGUCCGCUCCUCCGCCGAAAAACGGCUGAAUCGCCAACAUUCCGACCACUUUCAGAUCCCGAAACUCGUGCCCGCUCGCUCUGAUCGCCACGUGGUGCACUAUGUUCCCGCCGGCGCUGUCCCCUGCCAGAAAACACUGCCCGAGAUUCACGCCCUCGAACAAGCUGCUUUGACUGUCGUUGAUGAACUUGAGGACGUCGAAACACUGCACGGAUACCGAUUCUCCGGCGCGAGGCGGUAGUUGACGGAGAGGACGACGGCGGGGAGCUCGCGAGCGAGGCGUUCAAGAAGGGAGUGGAAGCUCGGUCGCACCAGAGACUGUCAGGAAGAAGCUCAAGAGGACCGUCAAGGAAAGAUUUCCCAGAGCUUUCGACGCCGAUAUCGAUGCUUUAUUCCCCCCAAGGUGGAGAUAAAGGUUUCAAAGUAUCAAAAUCGAGUCCUUGUAUAUGGCAUAGAGGGAGGCUUUCAUUUGACAUGGGUUCGAACCUGCUUGCAACAACAAUACAAACGCGGUGGGCCCCUGCUGACUUGAUUGCAUUGACUAACUAGUAAAGUCUGAACUCUGAAGACCGGAGCCUCCUCCUGCUAAAGUCUUCAUGAUCUAGAUUUAUCCUCACAUUUCAGCUAGUCUCUCUAAUCUCACUAAAUCUACACUUUUUGAUCUCUGUCUCGCCCUUGCUUGCUUCUCAAUCUUGUUAUAUUUUCUGUUCAAGUACUGCUGCUAUGUGAUUCCCAUGUUUGAACACUGAACCGCAACUUCAAAUUGAUCCCAAACUCAGGACAGUAGGUUCAAUUGGAAAUGAGCACAGAGAGCUCUUCACCUCCUCGGUGGAAAUAUGAUGUCUUUUUGAGUUUUAGAGGCAAGGAUACUCGAAAGGCUUUUACAGACCAUUUAUACACUGCAUUGGAUCAUCAAGGAAUCACAACUUUCAGGGAUGAUCCUGAACUUCACAAAGGGGAAGCUAUUUCUCCGGCAGUUUUUGCUGCAAUUGAAGAAUCAAGAUUUGCCCUCAUUGUUCUCUCACAAAAUUAUGCAUCGUCAACGUGGUGCUUGGAUGAACUUGUAAGAAUUAUUGAAUGCAUGAAAGCAAGAGAAACAGUGCUGCCAAUAUUCUAUGACGUUGAUCCCUCUGAUGUACGAAAGCAAACAGGGAGUUUUGGAGAAGCCUUUGCUAAUCAUGAAGAAAGGUUUAGGAUUGACAAAGAAAAAGUGCGUAGGUGGAGAUAUGCUUUAACUGAAGUGGCAAGUUUCUCUGGGUGGAAUUCAAAGGAAUGGUAUGAAUCAAAGCUCAUUAGAGAUAUUGUUGAAGUAAUAUGGACAAAACUGCAACCUACAUCAUUCAGUUAUGCAGAAAAUCUAGUUGGAAUUUACUCAAGAUUGCAGCCACUCAAUUUGCUUUUAGCUGCAGGGGUGGAUGAUGUCCGCUUCAUUGGGAUAUGGGGAAUGGGCGGGAUUGGUAAGACAACUAUGGUUAGAGCGGUGUAUGAGAGAAUCUCUCGUGAAUUUGAAGUUAGCUUCCUUCUUACCGAUGUUAGAGACUCCGUUGAAAGAAGUGGUCUACUAAAUCUACAAAAGCAACUUUUCUCUGGGAUUUGGACAAAAAAGGCUGACAUAUCAGACCUUCACGAAGGAGCCACCAUAAUAAGGAGGUUGUUAGGUCAUAAAAAGGUUCUUCUCAUUCUUGAUGAUGUGAACCAUUCAAGCCAUUUGAAAUAUUUGGCAGGAAGUGAAGAGUGGUUUGGUUCAGGGAGUAGAGUUCUCAUCACAACUAGAAAUGAGCGUUUGUUGAUCGAACAUGGAGUAGAGAGAAGAUUGAAGGUCAAGGAAUUUAAUAAUGAGGAUUCUCUUCAGCUUUUCAGCCUGAAAGCAUUCAAAAGAGGUUACCCUGAAGAAGAUUUUCUUGAUUUGUCUAAAUCUGUUAUAUAUUAUGCCAAAGGUCUCCCUUUAGCUCUUGAAGUACUGGGUUCUUUUUUGCAUAGAAGAGAUCGAAGUGAAUGGAAAAGUACAUUGAGAAAACAAGGAAAAGUUUGUAACUUGGAAAUUUUUGACAUACUCAAAACAAGUUAUGAUGGUCUAGAUGAUGAAGAGGAGAAUAUUCCUAGACAUUGCAUGCUUCUUUUGUGGAAAGAAAAAAGAUCGAGUAACAGAAAUACUGAUCAGUUGCGAUGUUUCUGCAAUUAUUGGAAUAAAAGUUCUUACCGAAAGAUCUCUCUUGACUGUUUCACAUGGAAGAUUAUGGAUGCACGAUUUGAUCCAAGAAAUGGGUCGGGAAAUUGUCCGUCGGGAAUCUCCUAAUGAGCCAGGCAGGCGCAGUAGGUUAUUGCUUCCUGAAGACAUCAAACAUGUCUUGACAAAAAAUACUGGAACAGAAGCAAUAGAAGUCAUUGUUCUGGACUCAACUGAGUCUGGAGUAAAGGUGGACGUGAAUGCUAAAUCCUUUUCAAUGAUGAAUAGAUUGAGAUACCUUGUCAUUGAGAAUGGGAACCUAUUGAAUGGGCUUGAUU